AUGUCCGGACGUGGUAAAACUGCAGGAAGUGGCAAGGCUCGCGCCAAAGCCAAAACUCGUUCAUCACGAGCAGGUCUUCAAUUUCCAGUUGGUCGUAUUCAUCGUCUUCUUCGACGUGGUAACUAUGCUGAACGUGUCGGUGCUGGUGCUCCAGUUUACUUGGGUGCUGUCCUCGAAUACUUAUCAGCUGAAAUUCUUGAAUUAGCAGGCAAUGCUGCACGAGAUAACAAGAAGACACGUAUCAUUCCGCGUCAUCUUCAAUUAGCCAUCAGAAAUGAUGAAGAAUUGAACAAAUUAUUAUCGGGUGUAACAAUUGCUCAAGGUGGUGUCUUGCCAAACAUUCAAGCUAUUCUUUUACCAAAGAAGACAGCUGAAGGUGGUCCAGUCUCUGCUCCAGCUUCAGGAUCAGCUGGUCCAAGCAAAAAGAAACCAGCCGGUGACAAACCAGCUGGAUCAAGUGGAAAAGCAGCUGAAAAAGCUUAA
Molecule: messenger RNA, 483 nt
Organism: Adineta ricciae
Lineage: Eukaryota; Metazoa; Rotifera; Eurotatoria; Adinetida; Adinetidae
Source: the annotation of a GenBank genome assembly